AUGUCAAACUCAUAUAAUUAUCCUGCGAGAGAGCACAAUCCAAAGCCUGGUGGCGGCGGUGGCAACAGCAAUUACUCUUCAGAGCAUCACCACCACCUUCACCACCAACAACAGCAGCAACCACAACAACAGCCUUCACCUCUUUCACAACACCAACAGGUGCCACCACCUCCGCAACAAAGAACUUCUCAUUUACUGCCACCUCCCCCGUCAGUUUCAACCAACCCUUAUGAAUUGAAUCGUCUGUUGAAUUCGGACGAUCGUGGUUUGCCUUCUACCUCAGGAAACCCUUACUCGCUCCCGCCUCUGCAUGCUCACCCGGCAUCCUUUCCGCAACAUGGCAUACCAUAUCCGUAUCAAACACAGACAUCUCCUAACGCUUCUCAGUUUAGACAUACUGAUUAUCAUCCGUUACAACAUUCUAAUCAAACUAAUCAAUAUAAAAUGGAUCAUGUCUUAUUGCCACCGACUAGUCAGACGCAUUCAUUCUAUCAAGUCCCGAUUCCGCAACAUUCAAAUCAACAACAGCAACAAUCACCAUCAUCUUCAUAUACUAGCAACCAGAUAGCCCCAAGCUCGCAUAUUUUAGAUCGUCCAAUGUCUAAUAACAACGUUCACACGACGAAUUUGCACUCGUCCCCUUCGUCUGGUCAAAAUAGUAACAAUAACAUGACGACGGAAUCUGCUGCGCAUCAUCCCUAUUCUCACUAUCAUCACCAUGAUAAUCUUCAACAACAUAAUAUAAGGGAUCACGGUCGGACAGGGACAGGAAAGAAAGGGAUAGCAAAUCAAGAAGUACUUGAAAAAAUGUCUAUAAAUCAGCUGCUAAGCGAACCAUCUAUCGAAGAAAAAAACUACGUAUUUCUAAAAUCGCAGAAUGGUUCUUCGACUAGUAGUUCAAAGCAACACCCCCUUCAUCAUCAUCAACAACAAAAAGAUGAUGAUGACGAUGACAACGAUAUAUAUAAAAUGUCACGUCAUCAACACUAUCAUACCACAACACCAAAUCAUAAUGUACAAAAUGCUCGUGAAUAUGGCAAAAAUAAUGACGAGAAUGAUAAUGGCGAGAACGAUAAUGACAAUGAAAGCGUCGAGACGGUGACUGAUGUUGAAAAAAAUGUGAUAAAAGUUGAGUCUUCUGUAGAAUCAAGUGACGAAGGAGAAGGGAAAAAAGAUAAAGACGCAGUAAAGAAGCGGCGGCAAAAACAUGAGCAAGUUAAAGAAGAGGAAAAUGUAGUGAUGGAAAUGGACGAAGAAGGGGACGAUGAGGAGCUACAUGAAGUAGAAGAUGAAAAGAAUGAAGAAAAAGAAAAGAGUAACGGGCUGAUGAAGGGAUCAACACGAACUUCAUUAUCCAUAUCGGAUCACGAAGACAUCUUGCUUCCUUCGCUUGAAACCUACGAAGGCGCCAAAGAUCCCCACGACUUGUUAUCAAAAGAUGCUGUUGCUACAGAUUUGCAAUCUAAUUAUAGCCCGUCGUCGUCUUCAAUUUCACAUUCACCGCUGGGCGUUGCGGUACAAGAUUCACAAGCGACCCAGGAUGACGAUGAAUCUCAAGAUAUAGCGGCUGAUAAUCGUCGUAAACUAUCAUCAAAGAAAAUUGCAGCGACGAAAAUUAAUAAUAAUAGGUCAUCUGAUCCUCCAUUAUUGUUAAUUUCGCAACAGGAGUCAAAUGGCCAGGAAACGCAGCAAAUUACACGUAAAUCGCAACCGAGCCGACUAGUUAAGACUCAAAAAUCUCAAUUAUCUCACCCGCCACCAACACAGCAGCCAGACUCCGAGUCUGACCAAAACGAUGAUGUUGAUGAUAUGGAUGGCAAUGUCUCAUCAUCCGGCUCCUCAACAGUGACGGUUUCGGAAUUGAAGCAACAUCAACAACAAUACGGGUCCAGUGAGUACACUGAAGAAUCUAGUGCUUCGGAAAGCGAGAGCGAUUUGGAUAUGAUGGAUGAUUCAAAAUAUGACGAGGUUUUGGUGAAUUAUAUGAUUGAUAUAUAUCGCCGUCAGCAGCGGCAUCAUCGUUUAAGAUUACUAGCCAAUAAAGAAAAUCGUCGUACCUCACCCACGUCAAGGAUUUUACGCAGUGGUUUUAUUGAAAAAUUAAGAAUUUCUGAGAAAAGGAGAGGGCGUGGUGGUAGAUCUGCUGAGGAGGAGAAAAUUGCCAAACAGCGUGAAGCUUAUGAGGAAGAGGAACGAAGAAGGAUCUGGCGGGACAUUUGUCGAAAUGCCAUACCAAAGAUGACCAAAAUUGUUAGUCAAUCAUAUACUUCUCGAACAAACAACUGUCGAAAAAUUGCACAACUGUGUCAAAAAGAAGCACGUAAAGCUGCACUAAAAUCAUGCAAGUCGACCAAAGACGUUCAAACGAAAGCUAGACAGGCUAUGCGACAGAAAGCCGAAAAAGAAGCAAUGGAGCGGAUGCGUAUCGAAGAAGAACGGCGUGAAGCGCAGCGACAAGCGCGAAAACUUAAUUUUCUUAUUACCCAAACUGAAUUGUAUAGUCAUUUCGUUGGGAAAAAAAUUGGCACCGCAGCAGCAGAAGAAACGGCGGAAACUUCAGCAGCCGUGUCAACAGUCGAAGCUGAAUCCUCUUCAUCAUCUUCUAUAAUGAUGCUUGAUACGGAUACGAAUUUUGAAACUAAUAUUGCGUCGAAUAAUGUUACUGCUUUCACGGAAAUCAAUUUCGAUGAAGAGGACGACGAAACAUUAAAGGAAAAAGCACGUGCAAGUGCACAAAAUGCGCUUGCGCAAGUAAAGGAACAUACACGCCACUUUGAUGACGAAAGACGAUUAUCUUCCGCAAGCAAGGAAAUGUCGGUUUCUCAACAAGAUUUUGACCAAAUGAACUUCCAAAAUCCGUCGAGUAUGCCCUCACUAUCAGAAAUUAAACAACCUAGUAUGCUUAUGUGUCAACUGAAAGAAUAUCAGUUGAAGGGAUUGAAUUGGCUUGCAAAUCUUUAUGAACAGGGUAUCAAUGGUAUUCUAGCUGAUGAAAUGGGCCUAGGAAAGACCGUCCAGUCGAUAUCGUUAAUGGCACAUCUAGCAGAGACACAUAAUAUCUGGGGUCCUUUCUUAGUCAUUGCGCCAUCAUCAACGUUGCAUAAUUGGCAACAAGAAAUUACAAGAUUCGUUCCGGCGUUAAAGCCACUUCCAUAUUGGGGAAACCCUAAAGAUCGUCAAACACUACGUAAAUUUCUGAAUAGGAAAAAUCUUGUAUAUUCCAAAGACGCGCCGUUUCAUGUUGUAAUCACGAGUUAUCAAUUAAUUGUUCAAGAUAAAUCCUAUUUCGAUAGGACAAAAUGGCAAUACAUGGUUCUCGAUGAAGCACAAGCAAUAAAAAGCUCGUCAAGCGCCCGUUGGAAAACGCUUCUUGCAUUCCAAUGCCGUAAUCGCCUCCUACUAACAGGCACACCAAUUCAAAACAGCAUGCAAGAACUAUGGGCUCUCCUACACUUUAUAAUGCCGACACUUUUCGACUCGCAUCAAGAAUUCAGCGAUUGGUUCUCAAAAGAUAUCGAGAGCCACGCGGAAAACAAAGGAUCAUUAAACGAGCACCAGUUGCGCCGGUUACACAUGAUUCUAAAACCAUUCAUGUUACGUCGAAUAAAGAAAAAUGUGCAGAAUGAACUUGGUGAUAAGAUUGAAGUGGAAGUGUUUUGUGAGCUGAAUGCGCGACAACGAAUGUUGUAUCGUGGCCUUCGUGAAAAGAUUUCGGUCGCUGAGUUAUUGGAGAAAGCUACUUCGUUGAAUGAGAAUGAGAGUGUGGACAGUUUGAUGAAUUUGGUGAUGCAGUUCCGGAAAGUUUGUAAUCACCCGGAAUUAUUUGAGAGGGCUGAUGUGGUUGCGCCGUUGGCUUUUUGUGAUUAUAGUUCUACGUUUAUGAUUGCAAGAGAAGCAGAAUUUAUGUAUAUUCCGUAUUCGUCGAAAAAUGUGAUUUCUUAUCCUAUUCCUAAGAUAAUUUACCGGAACGGAGGGAUGUUAAAUGUCCCUGGUCACGGCUCAAAAGCAGGUUUUGACACUAAAUAUCUUGACCACUUGAUGAACAUAUGGCAACCGGGUUAUAUUCAAGAAUCAUUAAUGGGUGAAGCUAAUG
This is a messenger RNA of Ambispora leptoticha, 4093 nucleotides long. Lineage: Eukaryota; Fungi; Glomeromycota; Glomeromycetes; Archaeosporales; Ambisporaceae. The record is from the annotation of a GenBank genome assembly.